AUGCUGGUACCUGUCAAACCUCCUCGGUGUUUCGCUGAAAUGCCGGUUGGGCUUCAGCCUCACAGGGCUACAGACAGACAGACAAACAGACAGACAGACAGACCCACGGCACUGUCCGAGCUUUUCACCCGCCAAAUAUAUUUAACGUAGCCAUGCGUUAAAGGACUGAACACCAGCUCACUGACACGUUUUUGUGCUCUUUCGUCCCGGGGGAUUUAUUUUUCUCUACAGCGCUCUGCAUUACAACGGAAUUGGAGCUGAAUGAAUUGAAAGUCGGACGGUGGGUACAGGCUGAUGGACCGGGAACAACGGGGGCAAUAGAAGCCUGCAGUGCCCUGAUAUAGUGCUGAACGCCAGCACUGACCUACAUACCGCAGAGCUUAAUGGACGCGUCUUCAGGACAUCUCUGCUGUAGUAACUGACGUCCUGUUCAACCUUGUAACACAGUAAUAAGUGACCUUCAUUUUUAUUUUGCUGCGGCAGAACUGUCCAUAACAAGGUGAAUGUGCGUAUGACCAUAAUCAUCCAUGCAGACCAUGUCCUAUGCAAAAUAAGGGCACAAAUUGAACAGCAUGAAAAGGAUUCCGUGCUGGAUGUUUGGCUGACCUUUGGUAACGUUCUAGGGUUAAGAGGAAACCAGAUGAAAAAUUAACCAAGCAGGUGGCCAUCCUGGAGGAUCCUGGAUACUACACUCUCCCCCUGCCAUUUUCUCUCAGUAUCCUGCUGGACUAUGACAUUACACCAGCUUUGCUCUUCGGAUUAGUCUACAGCUCACGAGGCCCAGGCAAAGCCGGGAUCAAAGGUCAGAAGAAGAGCAGGGCUGAAAGAAGCCUGCAGAUGCCUUAUCUAGUCGUAAGCAAGAUAAUUCAUGGUGAUCACAUAACAUGCUGUGAUCAGCAAUAAAUGAAACAGCCAAGCAAUAAAAAGGGAAGGGCUUUGCAGAGAAAGUCCAAUUCAAGUAGAGAUUCACUUGUGUUGCCGUCAUGCUUCUGAACUGUGGGCAGCCGUUACCUCUUCUGAGGCAUACGGACGUGCCGCCUCGGGUCAUAGAAAACUUCAUCCUGACUGGCUAUCGCUUCCCAAACUACAGCCUGAGGGAUUGCUUACUAUCAGCAUUCAGGCCCACCAAUGAAACAGGCAACUUCUGGACACAUUUCCUCCCAGUUUUUAUUUUUUCGUACUAUUUUGUGGAGGUGUUUGGUUGGGAAGGUGCGCCACAUAGUGACGGCCCGUUCUUCUAUCCUUUGUGGAACUACUUUAUCGGGGUGUUCUGUCUUCUAAUGGCUAGCAGCAUGGCCCACCUGCUCAACUCGAUGUCUCUGGUGGUAAGAGAAGUCUGCUUCUUUGUGGAUUACGGCACAAUCAGUUCCUACACGGUUGGCUCAUCGUUGGCAUACUACUACUACAUCCACCCUCGGGCAGGGAUAGUGGAGACCGGAGGACGCAAUGGCUCCCAUGUGGACUUGAAAGAUGAACCUGCAGGCUCUCUUACAUCACCCUAUGCAAUCCCAGAUUUCUGUGUAUUUUUUGAGACCUUCUACAUCCCGUCCGCGUGUGUUGUAGCAAUCAUUUGUGUCUUAUCUUGCUGCAACUCUCGCCAGAGGUGGAGGCGACACCGGUACGUCAUCCGAACCUUUGUUUUCCUCCUUCCAUUCCUCGUUUCCUCCACGCCAGUCUUCUACCGCCUCCUCACCAGAUCACCUUACUCUACCACCUCCUCCUCUUUUGCCGCUUCCAGCUCCACGGCCAGCUACUUCUAUCGCCACUGCCUCUGGCUGCUGGUGUCAGCCGUCUUCAAUAUCAGCAAGUUCCCCGAGCGGCUAUCCCCGGGUCGCUUCGACAUCUGGGGCCACAGCCACCAGUGGUUCCACUGUUGCACGUUUUUGUCCAUCCUCGACGAACUCCACAUGAUCAAGACUGAGGUGAGGGCAAUCCUGCUCAGCCCGACUCUACUGCUGCCCCCUGCCACCCUCUCUCGCCUACCUGGACCUACCAUAGCUUCCACCUACGGGGUGAUGUUCCUCCUCCAGACCACCAUCGUCUCCAUCAUCGUUUGGUUCUCCUGGCACGCCAACUGCAUCUACGGACCAGAGAGAGAUCAGCUAGCAAAGGAAAACCCUAAGAAACACAUGAAAUGCCACUAAUCACAAAUACAUCUUUUUUCUUAAUCAUCUUCAACUGUGAAGGAAGAUUUGCACAUGCAUACAGAGCCAUGCCACAAAGAGAUGCGCACAAGUAAAACAAUAUUGUCCCUCCUGAUUUUCAAGUCUGUCAUAUGUUCCACCCCCUUCAGGAGUGUUUUUCAAGCUCUCAUAAGCGGUAAUCGGGGACAACGUGAGAUGAAAGGAUUAUAUUCUGAGCUCACCACAGGGUGGCUGUCUGGUUGAGUGGAUAUUGAAAGACAUUGCCAGUUCUUUCCCCUGAGCUAUUUCAGAAUGUUCUAACAGGAUGUCUGAGCAGUGGCGAUACCUACCUCUAGGGACUGCGCACUUCAGGACACAGGAAAGGUGUUGGUCACCAGGAGAACAUAUUCCAUGUAACAUUUGGGUAAUGUGGCUUAAAUGUCAGCGUGACCAUUUACAGAAGUUGCUGCGUGUGUAGUCUGUUGGCAAGUAGUUCCUCCUGUGGCACUUCCCCUUGCUCUGACCUUAAACAGCAUCUUUUGCAAAGUAGCUGCAUAGGUUGUAGUAGAACCUAUAGUUUCACGUCGAAUGGAUCCUUUUCUGGCCUUUGUUAACCACAUCUUUCUCUUCCUCUGCCUUACACGAACGCUCACAAUGCAAUCUCAUUUCCUCUCUUUCCAAAUGACCCUUGCAGCAGGAAGUGCGGUGGCCUUGACGACGCAACAGAAAUAGCUGAGAGCUCGUAUCAGUCGUACAGUAAAGCACUUUCAGGGGGCCGGUCAAACUCGCCCUGUCAUUAAGAAGCCAUGCUUGCUUAUUAACCUUAAAGGACGCGUAACAUUACUGAGGCACAUAAUGAUGUCCUGCUGACAUGUUCUGUUGGAGUACUUGGGUCAUUUCAAUGUGAAGUGUAUAGUGCUGUGA
Perca fluviatilis (European perch) is the source of this 3047-nucleotide messenger RNA. RefSeq names its product progestin and adipoQ receptor family member 9 (gene paqr9). The record is from RefSeq and is a predicted model, not a curated record. Gene Ontology annotation, cellular component: membrane. The transcript has a single exon. Gene Ontology annotation, molecular function: signaling receptor activity. Bases 984 to 2144 code for a protein of 386 amino acids. Lineage: Eukaryota; Metazoa; Chordata; Actinopteri; Perciformes; Percidae.